Messenger RNA from Propithecus coquereli (Coquerel's sifaka), 2258 nucleotides. RefSeq names its product retinoid X receptor, gamma (gene RXRG). Lineage: Eukaryota; Metazoa; Chordata; Mammalia; Primates; Indriidae. Gene Ontology annotation, molecular function: zinc ion binding; nuclear receptor activity; retinoic acid-responsive element binding. The transcript is spliced from 11 exons. Gene Ontology annotation, cellular component: nucleus; RNA polymerase II transcription regulator complex. The record is from RefSeq and is a predicted model, not a curated record. The coding region runs from base 887 to 1909 and encodes 340 amino acids. Gene Ontology annotation, biological process: positive regulation of transcription by RNA polymerase II; anatomical structure development; response to retinoic acid.
ACCUACUCCGGGGCUGUCACACAUCGAUUGGCUUACUAGAUAAUAGAUCGUGCCACCCGGUAGGGACCUCUGGGGACCAGCCGGGAGGUGGAAGAGUCGCACGCAGCAGCCCAGCCCUGAGUUAAUCAAACUAGCAACAGGAUCUCGAGCAGCAGCAGCGACGGCGGUGGCAAGAGUAGCGGCGGCGGCGGCGGCGGCGGCGGCAUUAUGCGUGAUUACUGACAGGCACCAGCUGCUGCCGCCACAGCCGUCUCCAGCACACUAUGUGGACUCUCCGAUCUAGAGGCAGAUUCCUGACUAAUCCCAGAGGGCUGGCCCAGCCUGUGCUCCCCGGGCUGCUAGGAAGCGAUGACCACUCUUGUUAGCCCAAGUUGAAGAAAGCCCGGCGCUGCCUGGGAGCCGGGAGAGGCCGAAAUAUUUCGAAGACGCACGAGAGAGGAACAUGAACUGAAGAGUAAACAUGUAUGGAAAUUAUUCUCACUUCAUGAAGUUUCCCGCAGGCUUUGGCGGCUCCCCCGGCCACGCUGGCUCCACGUCCAUGAGCCCAUCGGCAGCCUUGUCCACAGGGAAGCCCAUGGACAGCCACCCCAGCUACACGGACACCCCAGUGAGUGCCCCACGGACUCUGAGUGCAGUGGGGACGCCCCUCAAUGCCCUGGGGUCUCCAUAUCGAGUCAUCACCUCUGCCAUGGGCCCACCCUCAGGAGCGCUGGCAGCCCCGCCAGGAAUUAACUUGGUUGCCCCACCCAGCUCUCAGGACUUGGUGUGAGGGGACCUGGACGGAAGCAUGCUCCUUCUGUGACCUGGGCCUUGGCUAAAUGUGGUCAACAGUGUCAGCAGUUCAGAGGACAUCAAACCCUUACCAGGGCUUCCCGGGAUUGGAAACAUGAACUACCCAUCCACCAGCCCCGGAUCUCUGGUUAAACACAUCUGUGCCAUCUGCGGGGACAGAUCCUCAGGAAAGCACUACGGGGUGUACAGUUGUGAAGGCUGCAAGGGGUUCUUCAAGAGAACCAUAAGGAAAGACCUCAUCUACACGUGUCGGGAUAACAAAGACUGCCUCAUCGACAAGCGUCAGCGCAACCGCUGCCAGUACUGUCGCUAUCAGAAGUGCCUUGUCAUGGGCAUGAAGAGGGAAGCUGUGCAAGAAGAAAGGCAGAGGAGCCGGGAGCGAGCUGAGAGUGAGGCGGAAUGUGCCAGUGGUGGCCACGAAGACAUGCCCGUGGAGAGGAUUCUAGAAGCCGAACUUGCGGUUGAACCAAAGACAGAAUCCUAUGGUGACAUGAACAUGGAGAACUCGACGAAUGACCCUGUUACUAACAUAUGUCAUGCUGCCGAUAAGCAGCUUUUCACCCUUGUUGAAUGGGCCAAGCGUAUUCCACACUUCUCUGAUCUCACUUUGGAAGACCAGGUCAUCCUGCUCCGGGCAGGGUGGAAUGAAUUGCUGAUUGCCUCUUUCUCCCACCGCUCGGUUUCCGUGCAGGAUGGCAUCCUUCUGGCCACGGGUUUGCACGUCCACCGGAGCAGUGCCCACAGUGCUGGGGUCGGCUCCAUCUUCGACAGAGUUCUAACCGAGCUGGUUUCCAAGAUGAAGGACAUGCAGAUGGACAAGUCAGAGCUGGGGUGCCUGCGAGCCAUCGUGCUGUUUAACCCAGAUGCCAAGGGUCUGUCCAACCCCUCCGAGGUGGAGACUCUGCGAGAGAAGGUUUACGCCACCCUCGAGGCCUACACCAAGCAGAAGUAUCCGGAACAACCAGGCAGGUUUGCCAAGCUGCUGCUGCGCCUCCCAGCUCUGCGCUCCAUCGGCUUGAAGUGCCUGGAGCACCUCUUCUUCUUCAAGCUCAUUGGGGACACCCCCAUCGACACCUUCCUCAUGGAGAUGUUGGAGACCCCCCUGCAGAUCACCUGAGCCCCGGCGGCCACAGCCUCCCCCCACCCCAGGACCACCCCUGGGCAGGCGUGUGUGGACCCCCACACUGCACACUUCCCUCCACCUCCCACCGUGACCCCUUCCUGUCCCCAAAAUGUGAUGCUUAUAAUAAAGAAAACCUUCUACACGUGAGACUUUUAUAGGUGGAGUUUUGUACAGAUGUUAAAGGUAACCCUUCUUUGCUAUCUAAGGGCCUGGGGGGUUUUCUGGGAGUUCUUGGGAAAACUAACCAAGCCUCUGUACAUACAACUGGUUUAAAUUAUUUUUUCACUUGCCAUGGAAAGCAAACAUGGAAAACAAAUAAUAAAAUAAUAUAUAUGAUAUCGGC